Molecule: messenger RNA, 862 nt
Organism: Amphiprion ocellaris (clown anemonefish)
Lineage: Eukaryota; Metazoa; Chordata; Actinopteri; Pomacentridae
Gene: polr1h
Product: RNA polymerase I subunit H
Exons: 5
Coding region: 160-516 (118 amino acids)
Biological process (GO): termination of RNA polymerase I transcription; DNA-templated transcription
Cellular component (GO): RNA polymerase I complex
Molecular function (GO): DNA-directed RNA polymerase activity; nucleic acid binding; zinc ion binding
Source: RefSeq, a predicted model, not a curated record
ACGUCUCUACACGACGAGACAGCAAACAGUUGUAGGACCCCGCAGUGUCUGGCCAUGCAGAUGCCAAGUUUAAAAUAAUCUAGAGACAAGCGAUCGAACUUUUCAGUCGAGAUUGAGGCAUAUGUGCGGAUCGCAACGUUACUUACACAUUCAGCAGGAAUGUCUUUUUUUGGUGGUGAUCCCAACUUUUGCCCAGAAUGUGGAAACGUUCUUCCUCUUCCAGGGAUAGCAGACACAGUCCAGUGCCCUCGCUGCUCCUUCUGCAUUCCUGUAGCAGAGUUCUCAGGCCAGAAGGUCUGCUCGACGGUUGUCUUUAACCCUUUGGAGCAGUCAUCAGUGGCUCUGGAGGAUGAGGAGGACUCGGAACUGAAGGGGCCUGUGAUUGAUAGACGCUGUUCUCGCUGCAAUAAAGAGGGGAUGAUUUACCACACCAGACAGAUGAGAUCCGCAGAUGAAGGCCAGACUGUCUUUUUCACCUGCAUACACUGCAGGUAUCAAGAGAAGGAGGAUUCCUGAGAAGAAAUUCAACACAUUUUGUCAAUUCCUUUCUUUGUGUCUAUGGAGCCAUCUGCCACAGUUACUUUCUCAAAACCUUGUUUUUAAAUAUGAGUUCCAAAGGAGCAAAGAGCCUCAGGACCCUUCAGCUUUCACUGUGAGGAUGUGCAAGGCAGAGACUCUAAGUGACUAUUCCUCAGUUAUCACCAUUAAUAAAGUCGGACAAAAGAAUCUUAACUCAGUGUCGACUUCCUAGCUUUUAGGUUCCAAAGCAUUUGGUUGGGUCUUUCAGUCUUCAUGGCAUUUUUUACCGUCACACAGUUUUAUAUUCCUCAUUGUGCUCCAUUAAAACAACCCGUUGACUGAA